Messenger RNA from Mauremys reevesii (Reeves's turtle), 2948 nucleotides. Its product is annotated as zinc finger protein 239-like. Gene Ontology annotation, biological process: regulation of transcription by RNA polymerase II. Bases 22 to 1194 code for a protein of 390 amino acids. Lineage: Eukaryota; Metazoa; Chordata; Testudines; Geoemydidae. The transcript has 3 exons. Gene Ontology annotation, molecular function: RNA polymerase II cis-regulatory region sequence-specific DNA binding; DNA-binding transcription factor activity, RNA polymerase II-specific. The record is from RefSeq and is a predicted model, not a curated record.
AGAGCCCUCUACAGAGACGUCAUGCAGGAGAACUAUGAGAAUGUGACCUCGCUGGGAUUUGCAGCUUCCAAACCUGAUGUGAUCACCCAUCUGGAACGAGGGGAAGAGCCGUGGCUUCCAGAGCUCCAGGGCUCUGAGGAAAGAGGGAUCCUGGGAGCCACUAGCCGAACAGGUGGCAAGAUGGUGAGUGAGAAGGAGGAGCAGAAUCCUCGGCAGGAAGCGGUUGAGCAAAUGCCACCACAUGUGGCCAGAUCCCAAGGGAAUGUUUCCUGGAGUCAUGAGCAGAGAAAAGCCUGUGAGCAUCAGCGCAAGUCAGAGAAGUGGCAGGAAAACCAAUCAAGGGAGAAAGUUGGUAAAUCUAUCAAUUAUCAGGGAAUUCAGAAGGGUCUCAAGGAAACCAAAGCCCAGCAGAGCAUCCCUGCGGGAGAGAGAAAUAACACAUGCUCUGAGUGCGGGAAAAACUUCCACAGCCACUCACACCUUAUCAGACAUGAGAGAAUCCAUACCGGAGAGAGACCCUACGAGUGCUGUGAGUGUGGGAAAAGCUUCACUCAGCGCUCGCACCUUCUUACACAUCAGAGACUCCACACAGACGAGAGCCCUUAUGAAUGCCAUCAGUGCGGAAAAAGCUUCAAGGAGAGAUCAAACCUUCUUACACAUCAAAGAAUCCAUACAGGGGAGAGACCCUAUGCAUGCUGUGAGUGUGGGAAAAACUUCAGUCAUCGCUCAGCCCUUGUUGUACAUCAGAGGAUCCAUACAGGAGAGAGACCCUACAGAUGCUGUGACUGCGAGAAAAACUUCAGUUCCCAGUCAGACCUUAUUAAACAUCAUAGAAUCCACACCGGGGAGAAACCCUAUGAGUGCAGUGAGUGUGGGGAAAACUUCACCCAGAGUUCUGCCCUGAUUACACAUCAGAGGAUGCACACAGGAGAGAGACCCUAUGCAUGCUGUGAGUGCGGGAAAACCUUCAGUCAUAGCUCUGCCCUUGUUACGCAUCAAAGGAUCCACACGGGAGAAAGACCUUACAGAUGCUGUGACUGUGGGAAAAACUUCACUUACUGCUCAAACCUUAUUAAACAUCAGAGGAUCCACACAGGGGAGAGACCCUAUGCGUGCUGUGAAUGUGGGAAAACCUUCAGUCAGAGCUCACACCUUAAUAAACAUCAAAGGAUCCACACAAGAGAGAGACCCUAGGAAUGCUCUGAGUGCGGGAAGUGCUUCCGUCAGAGCUCGGCCCUUAUCAUCAGAGAAGCUGCAAGGGAGAGAAGCACCGUAACAAAAUUGUCUAGGGCAGAGAAAAGGUUUUUUCCCACCCCCUUUACACUUUUGCUGUUUCCCACAUUGUGAACAUUAAGGCUGUUAGGAGCAUUUGCGCCACUGUGAUCUCUCAGCUUCCUCAGCUGAAUUGCCCUCCUCUCCCUUUGGCCGCUCACCCUUCCUUAAGGUGAAUCCCAUGGUCCUUUUUAUCAACUCCCAGGUCAUGGAAACGUGUUCCCCUCCAACAGGAAUGUCCAUCAGCUCCAGGUGGGGAAAACAGGGGUAACCUCAACUGGCUACAUUGAGGUUAAAUCUACCUAGGCUUUGUCCCCAUUAUGAUUUUCCAUGGAGUUUGCUAGCGAGCGUUAGCUACCCUGACGUAAAACACAACUAUUCUUGCACUAAAAAAAAUAGUCCACAUAGAGUCACUGGGCUAAUCCAGUAUGUUUCGACAUAACCUCCAUCAAUUUCCUAGUCUAAACAAACCCGCAGCAUCACAUUUAUACUCUUCUUUCCACUGAAAAGUGAUAGUCACCCAGUUCCAUGAUCGGGGAUAGAUUGGCUCAUUCUCAGGUCUUCUCACAUUGCACUGGGUUCUGCUGAAGAGCAGCUAUUCUUGUACCAUUUUUCUCAUGUAAAUACAUUUAAAUAUAAUAAAGAGCAAGAGAAGGGGGAAAAAAGUGUUUUUUUCAGCCGCUGUGACACCCGAAGUUGACGGGGUGAGUCGGAGGGAUUCCCACCUCCCUCGUCACUCCAGCAGUGUUGCCUUCUUGCUGAGCUGAAUGAGUUUUAGCUUCUCCACAUUUGACACCUCCCCAGUGUCAUGUGAUGCAGCGUUCUCAGCGCUCUGUGCUUGGGAAGCAUACUUUGAUUUCUUUGGUCUUUCUGGAGAUGAAGGUGUCACAGAUCUGGGAGAGGAAUUUGAAAGGAUACCAAAUGCAAUGUGAGCACUUGGAGUAUAAAUCCAUUUCUGUCUGUUGGCAAAGCCUCUGCUAGGUUUUUUUUCCUACUGAUCUGGGAUUGUUUGCGGAUGGGAAGCCUGCUCAAUAACAUCUGCUGAAGCCACUGGCCUCCCUCAGCCCUUACUCCCAGCAGAAUCUGCUCCUUGCUGAAAAUGGGGCUGUGAAAGGGGGCAAAUCAGAAGGGAGGGUUGGGCAGAAUUUGUGUAGGGGAGGCAAGCUGAAUGCAUUGGUGGGUCAAAAUGUGGAGGCAUGAGAGGCAGCGGGGCAAAGUUAGGGCCAGGGAGUAGGAACUGGUGUUAAGAAAAGGGAAGAUGCAUGGCCAGAUCAUGGCGAUAGGGAGGGGUACAGGGAAUAACACCUCAUAAUUGGGGGAGCCUUCCAAAGUGUUUUCAAACCUAGAAUGUAGAGGCAGAGAGGCUUUACUGAGCCCCACAGGAUGGUCCAUCUCCGUACCCCCUGCCCAGGGCUGUGUUCCUGAAGGCACGUCCCUAGGCCUAGACGAGGCAGCUGAUCCCGAUCUGAAAUGGUGUAUGGAGCUGCUGAAGGAGACUGGAAGCAGUGACACAUUUUUUACAUCCUCUCCUUAAAAACUGAUAAUUUUCAUACAUGUUUUUGGAGUUUAAACUUGGGAGUGCUUGGUAACAGCAAAGUAGCAACCCAUAGACUAGCAGGGUUGGAAGGAACCUCAGGAGGUAUCUAGUCCAACCCCCUCCUCAAAGCAGGACCAAU